AUGCCAGGUGGCAAAGGCGGCGGUGGUGGUGGUAAGGGAGGCGGCGGUGGAUGUGGUGGUGCUAAAAGUGGCGGUGGUGGCGGCGGUUCUGCCAAGGGGAGUGGUAGUGGUGGCGGCGGAGGGUCAAUGAAGGCGCCAGGUGGCGGCGGCGCGUACAUUUCAAGGGGAGGCUUUGAGAGUAACCCACAGGGUUACUUCUCUGGUCUCCACUCUGGAGAAAAGGGGAAAUGA
Solanum tuberosum (potato) is the source of this 231-nucleotide messenger RNA. Its product is annotated as glycine-rich RNA-binding protein 8-like. The coding region runs from base 1 to 231 and encodes 76 amino acids. The record is from RefSeq and is a predicted model, not a curated record. The transcript has a single exon. NCBI's taxonomy places the organism in Eukaryota, Viridiplantae, Streptophyta, Magnoliopsida, Solanales, Solanaceae.